This is a messenger RNA of Fopius arisanus, 1344 nucleotides long. It is a transcript of the gene FucTB, whose product is annotated as alpha-(1,3)-fucosyltransferase 10. Gene Ontology annotation, cellular component: membrane. The transcript is spliced from 6 exons. The record is from RefSeq and is a predicted model, not a curated record. NCBI's taxonomy places the organism in Eukaryota, Metazoa, Arthropoda, Insecta, Hymenoptera, Braconidae. Gene Ontology annotation, molecular function: alpha-(1->3)-fucosyltransferase activity. Bases 20 to 1333 code for a protein of 437 amino acids.
AAUAUCAGGAAGAAUCACCAUGUGUUGGAUGAAAUUUCGAACGUUUCUUCUUAUUGCUGGUUUUUUUGGAGCUUCACUGGUGAUUAUCCAGAUUCGUCUGACCCCUAGUGAUGAAGAAACAUCAAUUUCUGGAGGUGAACUGGUCGAUUUCUAUGACCCAGUGAUCUUAUGGUGGACACCUUUUGGGUCUGAUGGAGCCUCCAGAACGUGUGGAAAAUUCAAGUGUAUUUUUACACAAGACAGAGUUUACUGGAAUCAUCAGAAUCUCAAGGCAAUUUUAUUUUAUGGCAGUAAUUUGGAAAUUCACGAUCUCCCAGUGCCCAGAGGAUCUGGCAUUAAAUGGGGAUUACUCCACGAGGAAUCACCCAGGAAUAAUUUGAUGUUCGUUCACCAGGAGACACUCAGGCUUUUCAAUUACUCAUCGACAUUCAGUAGAUUCAGUGACGUCCCCUUGACGCUCGUUGAUUUACCUGGAGAAGAGGAUUUAUUAAGCAAAAAGUAUUUUAUCCCCACAAAAGAGAAAAACAGACUGAUGAACGAGGAAAAUCUGUCUCCCCUGCUCUAUCUCCAGUCAAACUGUGAUACUCUCAGUGAAAGAGACUUAUAUAUCUCCGAAUUGAUGAAAUACAUUGCUGUUGAUGCGUAUGGAGCUUGUCUGAAUAAUCGAAAGCUCCCUGGGCCCUUGAGGGACAAUUACAUCGGACGUUUGAACAGCGGCGAAUUGAAAAAAUUCGUUGGCAAAUAUAAAUUCACGUUGGCCUUCGAAAAUGCUGUCUGCGAGGAUUACAUCACUGAAAAGCUCUGGAGGCCACUGACUGUCGGCUCUGUACCUAUUUAUUACGGUUCUCCAUCCUUUAAGGACUGGCUUCCGAAUAAUUCAUCAGCUGUCGCAGUCCAGGAUUUUAAAUCUCCGAAAGAUCUAGCUGAGUUUCUUCAUCAAUUAAUGAAAAAUGACACAUUGUAUGAGCAAUAUCUCUCUCAUAAAUUAAUCCAUGAAAUUCGUAAUGACAGGCUUCUGGAAAAUCUGAGGAAAAGGCCCAAGGGGUUGUUCAGUGUCUUCGAAUACUAUCUCCGUAACUUUGAAUGUCAAGUGUGUGAAAAAAUCCAUCGAAAUGAGUCUCGAACGGUUUCAAAAGAAGAAUACAACUGUGAAAAACCGAGUGAGAAAUUCAAUUACAAUAGAAAAAUCGUGAAAAAUUCGUGGAUCGAUGUCUGGAAUAUCGAAAAAUGCGGUGGAAAAUUAUUGACUGAGUAUUUAUUGAAGAAUCAAAGCGUUAAAUCAACUGAGUUUAAUGCAAAGAAAAUGGAGAUGCAUAAAGAAAAUAAAUGUUGAUACUAUUUAAA